Messenger RNA from Puccinia graminis f. sp. tritici CRL 75-36-700-3, 270 nucleotides. RefSeq lists its product as uncharacterized. The transcript has 3 exons. The coding region runs from base 1 to 270 and encodes 89 amino acids. Lineage: Eukaryota; Fungi; Basidiomycota; Pucciniomycetes; Pucciniales; Pucciniaceae. The record is from RefSeq and is a predicted model, not a curated record.
AUGCCUAAAUUGUCAUAUUUUUUCAUAUUCGACCACCGGCUCAAAAAGCAUCCCAAGUUUUUGAAAAACCAGAUCAAGUUAGAAAUUCUGUGUGCAUUGAAGGCUAUUGGACCGAUCGAUAUUUUGGCCUUACCUCUUCAUUUAGCCCAGGUUCGUGGUCACAGCAAGUUUUUUCUCCCUAUCCUACAAUCCACCCCGGAAUGGGCCACCUUGAGAAUCAGCGACAGAGCUGUCAUUGGGGCCUAUGGAACAAUCCAUAUCGAAUCAUAG